This is a messenger RNA of Suhomyces tanzawaensis NRRL Y-17324, 3567 nucleotides long. It is a transcript of the gene IRR1, whose product is annotated as Irr1p. Lineage: Eukaryota; Fungi; Ascomycota; Pichiomycetes; Serinales; Debaryomycetaceae. The record is from RefSeq and is a predicted model, not a curated record. Gene Ontology annotation, biological process: sister chromatid cohesion. Gene Ontology annotation, molecular function: chromatin binding. Gene Ontology annotation, cellular component: cohesin complex; chromatin; nucleus. The coding region runs from base 1 to 3567 and encodes 1188 amino acids. The transcript has a single exon.
AUGACUUCUUCUAGGCUCAGAAGGCUGACCCGCAAUGCUCUGAAAUCAGAGAUAUACAAAGAGUUGAGCGACUCAGAGUCACAGUCAGAGGGAGAAGAAAGUGACUACGAAAUCGUUGCCGCACCAAGGCCCAUCAAGAGAAGUAAGAACUCAAAGGCAGGACCCCCUACUAAGCGGGCAAGAGUUCCUCGCGGAAAGAAUGUUAAUUUGGACCAAUUGGAAGCAGGCUUGCCUGAGAACUACCUUUAUCAAGCGUUAGCCCAGCCAGACAUUGACACUCAGGAUUUGGCGUUGGAAUGGAUUGAAUCAUAUACAGAGGAUGAGGAAGAAGCAAAAAAUACUUCGUUGACUAUAUUAAUAAACUUGUUGCUCCGCAGCUGUGGAUCAGUGUACUUGUUCGAAGCACAUGAUUUAGUCAAUCUCGAGUCAGCAGCAGAGACAGUUGGCGAACUAACAAUUCUUUUUGGGAACCAAAAAUCACACAGAUAUCCAUUUAAGGCACUCCCAGCUUUCAAGAGUAAUGUGUUGUCAUUUUUUGAAGAUUUGAUCAAAAUUGCCCAUGAGAAGGGUUCCUUAUACAAAUACAAUAAGGAUGAUCAAGAGGAAGAUGAUGCUGACACUUACUUGGCAUCUCCCUUAAUGAAUCAGAUAUUGACUUGGAUUUCAUCCUUGAGCACAUGUACAAUAAGACCACUCAGAUUUAUUGCUACCCUGAUUUUGCUCAGUAUCCAAAAUCAACUUUGUCAUAUCAUCAAUUCAGUUGUGAUCAAUUUGGAAAAGUCACAACGUCAAUUAACCAGGGCUAACCAAAAAAAUAAAUCAAAAAUUCAAACAAUAUCGAGAGCAGUGCAAAGUUACCAGAAUCAGAAAGAUACCAUUUUAGAGUAUUUUAGUGAAAUAGGUGAUAUCACCUUGGGUCAUAGGUAUCGCGAUAUAGAUCCUGUUAUACGUCAAGAGUGUAUUAAAUACUUGGGGCAAGCUAUGAUGAUUUUCCCUGAUCAUUUUUUUCAACCUACUUUCCUCCGAUUCUAUGGGUGGUUAUUAUCAGACCCUUCGAGCCUGGUCAGAAUCGAGGUUACUAAAGUUUUAUUGAGGCUCUAUAAGAAUUUUACUGGUUCAGGAAAAUCAAGCUCUAAUAACUUGAAUAUCGGGUUUAGACAGUUUACUGAGAGAUAUAAAGAACAACUCAUCAAGAUGAACAAACUCGAUUCAGACGUCAAUGUUCGCUUCAAUACUUUAAGCAUCUGUUGCGAAUUGUUGAAGAUUGGGUUCUUAAAUGAUUCUGAAUGCUAUGAUAUCAUAUCAAUUUUCUUCUCAGUAAAUGGAGGAGAUGAUUUUUAUUCAAGAACCAUGUCAAAAACUAAUUACAAUAAAUUUAAAACAGAGAUAGCCAAAUUUGUUACUAUCUUGAAUGACUUAAAGUUGAAAGAACGUUUAGAGAAGUAUGCUAGGAUUCUUGAUAGCUAUCUGUCUCCGCAAUUUGAUGAGGGGGAUGUUUUAAGUCUAAAAUCCUGUUUAAGGCUCAAAGAAUUGAUUGACAUUUUGCAAAAUUGUGCUGAUCAUUACAAAGAAAAUUUGCUGCCAGAAGUGCAAGAUACAUUCCUGCUCAAGAAGCAAAUCUCGGCAGUUUUUGAAUCUGUUUACGCUACACCAACUUUCGAUAACACGUGGGAGGUAUUAAUCAAAUACUUGACACUUGAUAUUCAACUGGUUGUUUUCAUACCCCAGGAUGACCAAUUGAAUGAAAAUAAUAUAGACAUUGACCAGUUAAAGAAUGCUCUUGAUUUAUCGGAAGCAAAAGAUAAAGACUAUUUGUUAUAUUUUGUCGAUGGUUCCAUUGGCUCUAUAAUAUCGAGGAAAGGGCCUGAACUUUCAAACAUAUUAACAAAGUUGGUCAACUACGUUCCAACUCUCCAAUCUUUGGUGAAGUCAAAAGAGAGACUUUCUAUAUUUUUAUCCAUCUGGUACAAGUUGGUUCAAUCUAACGAGGCUGCUUCUAACAUUAUUACUUCCUUCAAUGAACUAGGGCAUUUGCAACAGUACAACGACAUUACGAUUAAAUUGUUGAAAGAAUACCAAGCUUUUACGUUUACCGCUAAUGAAACUAAUUCGGAAGUAUUGAGUGAAUAUGAGCUAUUAUUCGCAAAAUUGUUCGAAAGCUAUGACCAGGUCGUAACUACAGGAUUAAGUAUCCGAACACCAGAAAUCAAAAUUCAAGUUCAGAAUACAAUCGAGGAAUUAGUGGGUGAAUUGAAAGUGAUUUUCAAAACAAGCAGACUUGAUAAUGCAAGUACAGAUAAUGAGUUGGGAACUCAAAAGAGAGUACUUCAAACUAUUACGGAAGUAUUAGUUCCAUUUUCAAAGUUACAAAAAUUGGGAGAUUUUAUUGAUCUCAAUGAAUAUUUGAAUACCUCCAGUACAUCCCAAGACUUAUCAGUGUUUAGUUCAACAGUGCACACCAUGAGAAUUUUUAAGGUUCAGGUAUUUUUGCAAUCGUGGACUCAGAAUUUUUUACAAGCAUCCCCAAGACUUAUUCAAAGCUUUAGAGCAGUUUUAGAUUUGUUCCUAAUAACCACUUCAUGGAAUCUUGAGAAAAUUAUCGCCUUGGAAGAUGAAUGUCUUCAAGCAAACUACGACAUAGCCUUUUUAUUUCAGAGAUUGAAUGAACUCAUUCCCGUGUUAGUUGGCAUUUUGGAGGAUUCCAAACAUCUGAUCGAAUUCAUUAUAGAUCAGGAUUUGAAAUCAAGGUAUUUUCUUAUCAAAACAAUUAAUGAAAUCCGGACCUUAGUGGCAGCUAAGUUGAUUGAUUUUAUCACGUCGAUCAAAGUGUUGUACGUCAAGUUCAAGUCAAAAAACGCAUUCAAGAAUUUUGAUGACUUUUUUGGGAAUAAGAAUGGCAUAGGGUUCCUAUAUGUGGUGAGAUUAAUACCCGAAGAACUUCAAAACCAACUCCUUGACCUCUUCUUGUACAAGGAAGCCCAGUUGGGCCGUGUGCUUGAAAUCGAGUUAGACAGGAAUGACAUCGAGAAUGUGAACAUUGAGGACUUAUUUUUGGGUGAAGAAGAAGGAAGCCCUGAAAGUGAAGAAGAAGCCUUACAGCGCAGUGUGUUUGAUUCGGACGAUGAAUCUGAUAUCGAGGGUUCGGAAAAUAAGCAAUUGGUUCAACAACAAAGGUUGCGGAAUCAAGAAUUGAAACAGAAAGAUGCGAAACAAAAGAAAGUUUGGGGUCUUGAAAAAGAGUUGUGUGUUUACACCUUGAAGAUGUUCGCGUUGAUUGAUAUGUCAAUAAUCGAGGAGAAGAUUGACACCAGAGUUCAGCUCAAUUCUGACAAGAUUGGUGGGGUUUUUGCUAGACUCGUUAAGCAGCACAGUGCUCAAGAUGGCGGUCCAUCCGGCGGAACUGUUCCUCAAGUUCGAGUGGCUCCUAACGCCCAUACUGAGGACGCAAACCAUCAACGUCUACAAGAGUCACCUGAGCCGGAAGAACAGAUUCAGGACCCAGAAACCGAGUUGGCCACCGAUCUACCACCAGCCGAGCUUGAGCCUGUCCAAGCAGGAUCGCCUUGA